GCACGAGUACAAUAAAUGAAAUGCAUAAGUAGCGUGUGCUGUGUACUAUAAACGUUAACAUACAGAUCGAGAUUCAUUAUCGAUUAGACGUUCGGACAAAUCGUUCGUGGUGCAUUUUAUUUAACAUUUUCAUACUUGAAAUUUCGUUAUCUAUACCGACUAGUGUAUCGCACUUUGUUCUAUAUUCGUUUCAUUAGUGAUGAGAGUGUUUUAGAAUAUGCCUAUAUUUUAGUGAUGUGCUGAAAACGUAAACAAUCGAAUUGAAAUAUUUCGCAUUUAUCGUGAUUGAAAUUUUAAUCUUUGUAAAAACAUGUCGGAAUACACGGAAGAAACUGCUGUGAAAAACAACAAUCGAUCUGCGAACCAGUCUCCGUUACCGUUCAAUUCGAAAUCCGAAAUUUCCAGUGGAUACGCUUCAACAUCGCUGACGCCAAAUUCGCCGCAAUCUAUAUCGCCGCCCCAUACAUUGAAGAGAUCCAGAUCGUCGAGCUUUCGAUUAAUAAAUCGUCGCAUCUCUACCAUAUCGAACUCGUCUCAAAUUUCAAUUCCAACAGAAUCCAGCGAUCGUUUGGCAGCAUUCAUUGGUUGGUACCCGGCUUUCCUGAUUAGGAUUUUUUUCGAAUUGCUUGGUUUAUUCACAUUCGUGGUGAUCAGAAAACUACCUUUCGUAUUGCCCACUCUAUGGGUAUCGGCUUGUUUGUGGUUAUUCUGGAAAUCACUCAUGCUGCCGCUGAGUAUCAUAAAGAGUAUCUUAAUUUUGGUGUUCAUACCAGCGUCUGAACGUCGUAGAAAGAAACGUACAGUUUUGAUUAGUGGUGGCAGUACCGUCCAAUCUGUACAUUUAGCGAGAAAUUAUUGUUCGGCUGGAGCAAGAAUUGUCGUAUGCGAAGUGGAUGGUAAUUUCGGCCUCGCUAGAUUUUCAACUGCUGUUUCGUCGUAUUACACGGUGCCAAAACCUACCGAAGACUCGGCCGAAGAAUAUAUAGACGCUUUGAAAAAAAUCAUCGUCGAUGAAAGUGUAUCGUAUUAUAUUCCGGUAAGCGAGGCGAAUACAGCGUAUUAUGAUGCCCUGGCCAAACCUCAUAUUGAAUCUUUGGGCUGUCAGUGUAUCUGCCCCGAUCUUCGAGAUAUUUUACUGCUCGACGACACUCUCGAACUGAUGCGUAAAAUUCAAACCGAAAAUCUCGCUGUGCCAACCUACCACGUGCUGCAGAAUUAUAUGGAUCUGAAACGAGCUUACGAAUAUGGUACCAUACGAAACGAACCGCAUACGUUGGUCAGCGUUGGCCUAGCAGGUUGCAAGAAACGCCAAAAAAUCCACGUACCUUCCAAGAGGCAUAUCCGCGUACCUCAGCCUAUCAACGAACAAAAUCCUUGGCUUUUGAUGCAAGAUUACGAAGGCGAGAAUUGCAUUACUUGUACGACGGUACGUGAUUCUCAAGUUAUAGCCAAUGUUACUUGUAAAGUGGACGAUUUCGGAGGUCUUGUUCCAAUUCAAAAUGAAGAGAUCGAGCUAUGGCUCAGACAGUUUUUUGCCAGCUUGAAAUUCAAUCGCAAGAUCAUCGGUCAUCUCAGUUUUUUCUUCACCAUCACCGAUAACGGCGUUUUACCAAUGGGCUGCCAAGUCGGUAUUCGUAAACCUUUCAUAUUGUACACCAACGUCCAAUCCAGGCUCGUAUGUAAGCCUUGCAAACAUUUUAGUCGACAUAAAUCUGGACCAAUCGUUGCCAACGAUGGAAAGUAUUGGUUAAACGAGGCCAUGUUAAAUACCAUAGAGUAUCCUAGUGUGCGGAGUUUUACUAAAUUAUUCGAUAUCAUUUGCGGCAAACACGAAGCUCUGUUCACUAUAUGGGAUCCUUUACCGUAUUGCGCGUAUUAUUACAUACAGUUGCCGAUAACUAAUGUUUCUAAUAUAUUCAGAAGAAAUGCAUCUUGAAAAGGAAGGUUUCAUUUUUUUUUUAAAAUGCAGUAUUUCUCAAGUUGAAAGACGUAGUUUUGUUACCUAUAAAGUCGUUCGAAUUUUAUUUUUCACGAUGGAGAUCGCUUUUAUUUGGACGAGAUGAGUUUUAUUAAUAAAUGAAAUGAAAUCUCUGGAAAGGCAAAAAUUGUAAAAUGCUUGUACGUGAGGAUCAUUCGAUUUUAUUUUAUUUGUUUCAUCAAUUGCAAAUUUAUAAAGAACUGAGCUGGGCAUUCGUGCCAAUAUUUUAUUGUUGAUUAUUUGAAACAACCGAGAUUAAAUUUAUAUCUGCAUUGCUCAUGUUAUGAACGUACGUGUAUUUACUUCUUCAUGGAGAACAAACAUUUUCGUUUUCAUUUCAAUGCGUCAAAAGAUGAACAUUAGGUACAUGUCGAGGAGCCACUUCAGGAAUUUUUUAAUGAAAAAUUUUAAUGUUUAGUCAUUAAAAAAAUUUUUUGAUCACUUACUUGAUUCUACUUUUUUUCUUACUUAUAUGUACUUCAAUUCGUGUCCAUAAGUAUCAUCAGGUCUAAACUUGAAAAACGUAGGUAUGUUUUUUUACCUUCAGAUCAUGCGAAUUUUUCUUACUAGGUAUACUCUAUAUAUUAUUCUUAUUCAGAAAUUACCUACCUACUUUACUGGUUUCAUUUGUGAACCUAAACAUUAAUUGAUGAUUUGCGGACGAGAAUCUGUAAAAUUUAUUCAUACAGAGUGUUAGCACGGUCAUUUCAUUCUAUUUAAUUAUUUUAAUUAUGUAAGUUGUGGUACCUACAUGCAUAUUUCGCUCAUGAUGCUUUAUUUGUUCAUUUUUGUCAGUGAGUAACUUAGUUGUCUUUUUUUACCCAUUUCUUUUUCUUGAUGAUUUCGAGUUGAUUUUUCGUCAUGAUGAAAAUCAUUUUUUCUCCCAUUUUUAUAUUGUUUGAAAUGUGAAUUAAUUAUUUCUGUUCGUAUUUUAACAUAUGUAAUCCAAAUAAACCUACCUACCUAUUCUUCAAUUGUGAAUUUUCGUAACAUAUUUAUUUUAUGUGUAUGAUGUACGACAGUUUUUAAUUGUUUUCAAAAUGUUCCUGAUUGAAAUUUUCAAUUAAUUGACUAGUUUAACGAUGAGCUGUAUUUUUAUGUUAUUAUUUUUUAAUCAUAAGUUUUUAACAAUCUAGGCAUUUACUUAAUUGUAAGCCUUGUAAAAAAAUCAAUGAUGGCAGAUUGGCAGAUUACUUUUUUUCACCUAUUUUGAAUUAAUUUAGGAAUGCAAUAAGUAUACUUGAAGAUUCUGAUAAUUUAAUGACCUCCUUAUUCCUUGGUGAGAAAGAUACAUGCGUGAAAAUUUUCCAACUGUACAUUCAACCAACCAGUAUUUUUAUUUUAAUAAUUACCAUUGUAUAGUGAGUAUAUAUAGCAAUAUCAAAAUUGUACUUUGUAAUUUAUAAACGAAUGAAUUAGAUGAUAUCGUAUCUGUUAUUAUACGUUUUAUCUUAAUCGAGAUUACCAAUUAAUUGAAUUUUGCAAAACUUGAAACUUGUAUAUUAUUUUUUGCACAAGUUCAAAGGGCGUUUUUCGAUCAUUACAAAACGUACAUGUCGUUUGAACCGUCCCGAAAAUUUUAUUGUAAUAUAAUUUUUUUGCGA
Molecule: messenger RNA, 3582 nt
Organism: Planococcus citri (citrus mealybug)
Lineage: Eukaryota; Metazoa; Arthropoda; Insecta; Hemiptera; Pseudococcidae
Exons: 1
Coding region: 311-1936 (541 amino acids)
Source: RefSeq, a predicted model, not a curated record